Messenger RNA from Mastomys coucha (southern multimammate mouse), 552 nucleotides. RefSeq names its product whey acidic protein-like. Lineage: Eukaryota; Metazoa; Chordata; Mammalia; Rodentia; Muridae. The coding region runs from base 22 to 423 and encodes 133 amino acids. Gene Ontology annotation, cellular component: extracellular region. The record is from RefSeq and is a predicted model, not a curated record. Gene Ontology annotation, molecular function: peptidase inhibitor activity. The transcript has 4 exons.
CACUUGCCUGCCAUCGACACCAUGCGUUGCCUCAUCAGCCUCAUUCUUGGCCUGCUGGCCCUGGAGGUGGCCCUUGCUCGGAACCUACAGGAACAAGUCUUCAACUCAGUUCAGGUCAUGUCCCCUGAAACCAGCUCCAGUGAGGAAACAGGGUGUAUCAACUGUCAAACCAACGAGCAAUGUGCCCAGAAUGCCAUGUGCUGUCCCAGUUCCUGUGGUAGGACCUGCAAAACUCCUGUCAACAUUAAUGCUCCAAAAGCUGGCUUCUGCCCCUGGAAUCCACUCCAGAUGAUCACUGCUGGGCCAUGCCCAAAACAGGCAUCUUGCCUCAGCGACAGUGAGUGUCCUGGCAACAUGAAAUGCUGCAACAUUGGCUGUAUCAUGAAAUGUGAACCCCCAGUGCCAGAAAUAUUCCUUCAGUAAGCAUCCUGCCCUGGGAUCCCUGCCUAUCAGGAGUGACCAGCCCAAGCCUGUACAGCAAGAACCUUUACUCUUGGAUCCAGAGAGAACAUAAUGCAUUCUAUCUGCUGCUAAUAAAAAUCCAUUUGACUU